AUGGCGGAACCAGAUAGUAACGUCGAAAAGGUCGCUGCUCAACGACAGUACAUUGUACAGUCUCAGAAGUGGUCCUGGUCCCGCUUGCGACGGGGUAGGGCCCACCCGAUCCCCAGCGAGCGUCAAGUAUCGAAGGAAUACGGAGCCGGAUUCUGGAGUAAAUUGACAUUCUCUUGGAUUAAUGAGCACAUGAGCACUGGAUAUCAUAGACCAUUGGAAUAUGAGGAUAUCUGGCUGGUGAACCCAGACCGUGCUGUCGUACCUCUGUCAGGGAAACUGCGAGAAAGCUUUCAACAGCGCGUGGCCCAGAAUAAGAAGCAUCCCCUGCUUGGAGCCAUACACGAUACAUUUCGGCGCGAGAUCUGGCUGGGCGGGAUUUGCCGUCUGGUAUCGGACGUCCUGUUGAUAUUUGCUCCCUUCACUCUCCGCUACCUGAUUGCAUUUGCGCAAGACGCGUGGAACGCACAUCAUAAUGGGGAGCCCGUUCCCAACAUCGGGAAGGGGGUAGGCCUCGUGCUAGGCAUCCUCGGGAUGCAGAUUCUGCAAAGCUUAGGCGACACCCAUUUUCUCUAUCGGUCUAUGGUCGUCGGAGGCCAGACGCGCAGUGUGUUGAUCUCCGCCAUCUUUGAGAAAUCCUUACGCCUGUCUAUGAGGGAAAGGGCUGGGGCGACAGGCAAAAGCCACUCAGGGUCAAAGUCUGAGGGCUGGACGAAUGGUCGCAUCAUGAAUCUCAUGUCCAACGACACACAGCGCAUCCUCCAGGCGUCCAACGUGGUUCACCUUGUCUGGACCAGUCCCCUGGCCAUCCUGCUUGCUGUCAUCCUGGUUAUCAUCAACUUGACUUAUAGUGCCCUGCCGGGUGUGGGGUUCCUCAUCAUCGGCCUGUUCAGCCUGUCACGCGUAGUCAAGUUCUUAGCAAGCCGGAGAGAUACUAUCAACGCUGUUGCAGACCAGCGGGUGAGCCUGACUCAGGAGAUCCUCCAAGGGGUUCGGUUUGUCAAAUGUUUUGCUUGGGAAAGGGCUUUCCAAGAUCGGUUGAACGAGAUUCGAGCACAAGAGAUUCGCUCGGUCCAGGUUUUGCUCAUAACGCGGAGUGCCAUUGGAGCAGUGUCGAUGGCCCUUCCCAUCUUCGCCACUCUUUUCGCAUUCAUCACGUUUGCACUUUCAAACCAUGCUUUGGAUGCAGCAACUAUAUUCUCGUCGCUUGCGCUUUUCAACUCCCUGCGAACCCCUCUGAACUGGCUUCCCGUCGCUAUCGGACAGGUGAUUGAUGCACUAGCCUCCGUCCGGCGUAUUGAAGAUUUCUUAAAGGCAGAGGAACAUGAAGAACAGGCGGUUUGGGACCUGAAAAUGGCCGCUGCGGCGGAGCUUCGCAAUGCCAGUUUUACCUGGGAGCGUGGUCUGAGUGCUGAAAAGGCAGUGGCAUCUGAAUCCGCCUCAGCGUCGCAGUCAGUCUUCCAGCUUCAUGGAUUGGAUCUCACAGUCCAGCGAAACGAGUUACUGGCCGUUGUGGGUACCGUAGGCUCUGGCAAGACAUCAUUACUUGCAGCAUUGGCCGGUGAGAUGCGCCGCACAGGGGGGACGAUGGUUCUCGGAGCCUCCAGAGCCUUUUGUCCACAAUAUGCUUGGAUCCAGAAUGCCACCGUUCGUGAUAACAUUGUCUUUGGGCAGCCGUUCGACUCGGAUUGGUAUCAUGAGGUCGUGGAUGCGUGCGCCCUGCGGGCGGACUUUCGCAGCCUGCCCGCAGGUGACAUGACAGAAAUCGGAGAGCGAGGUAUCAAUCUCUCUGGAGGUCAGAAGCAGCGAGUGAACCUGGCGAGGGCUGUCUAUUCACGCUCAGACAUCGUGCUCAUGGACGAUCCGUUGUCCGCGGUCGACGCCCAUGUCGGCGAGCAUAUCUUCAAGCACGCCAUUUGCGGCCUGUUGAAGGACAACACUCCCCGGGACUUCAAUCGCCUGAUGGCUUUGAGCGUCCAGCGCGAGGAAGGGGAGGAAGAAGGGAAACCUAAGGACGAAAGGAACUCGGAAGAUCGUAUUGAACGUGUUGACACCAGCGUCUCCCUUCAUGGUGAUGGAGCGCUGAUGACUGCAGAAGGCAAAGCGGUCAAGAGUGUACCAUGGAGCGUCUAUGUGGCGUACAUCCGAGCAUCGGGCAGCAUUGUGAACGCCAUCUGGAUCCUCCUAUUGCUUGUCAGUUUCCGAGGGGCGAAUAUUAUGACCGGGCUGUGGUUGAGUUACUGGUCAGGCCAGGCUUUUGAUCUAAGUCGGGGCCAAUGGGGAGUUCUCCUGUUUGCCUUUUCUCUCUGCACGAGUGUGGUUGGUACGAAUGCAAGUCGCACGAUGCUCAAUCAGGCUACCUGGCAUGUCUUGCGAUCUCCCAUGUCGUUCUUCGACACGACGCCUCUCGGUCGGAUUACGCAUAGAUUCACCAAAGACAUUGACGUGAUGGAUAUGAGCCUGACAGACUCCUUGCGGAUGUAUCUUGUCGUGCUCAGUAUGAUCUUUGGCGUUUUUAUACUUACCAUUGCGUACUUCUACUAUUUUGCCGCCGCUAUUGUGCCCCUGGCAGUUCUCCUUGUGAUCUGGACGGCGUACUACCGAGCCAGUGCACGUGAAUUGAAGCGUUUCGAAGCUGUGCUGGACUCAAGCGUGUAUGCGCGGUUCAGUGAAGCACUCGCGGGGACAUCUAGCAUUCGAUCGUACGGGCGCCAACAGCAGUUCACCUCACGCAUCCAGUCGGCUAUCGAUGAUAUGAAUAGCGCUCACUUUCUAACAUUUGGCAACCAGCGAUGGCUUUCGUUGCGCCUGGACAGCAUUGGUAACGCACUUGUCUUUACCAGCGGCAUUCUUGUUGUGGCAGAGCGGUAUAAUAUAUCGCCCAGUAUAUCCGGCCUUGUGCUCAGCUACAGUCUCAGUAUUGUACAGCUCAUCCAGUUCACCGUGCGGCAGCUGGCAGAGGUGGAGAGCGCCAUGAAUGGCACUGAACGUAUCCAUGAAUACACAGGGCUAGAGCCAGAGGCUCCGUUGGACUUGGGAAUGGUGCGCCCGACCUGGCCUGAACAGGGCCACAUCACCUUUGAGAACGUCGCAAUGCGGUACCGUCCUGGGCUUCCGCUAGUCUUGAACAGACUGAACCUGGCCAUUUCAGGAGGUGAGCGAAUCGGAAUUAUCGGUCGAACUGGAGCGGGGAAGAGCUCCAUCAUUUCAGCGCUGUUCCGGCUGGUCAAGCUGGCGGAGGGCUCUAUCACCAUUGAUGGAGUGGACAUCUCUAAAAUUGGCCUGCACGAACUCCGCGCACGCGUUUCCAUCAUCCCCCAGGACCCGACGUUCUUCCGGGGCACGGUGCGGUCCAAUCUCGACCCGUUCAAUGAACAUACCGAUGCUGAGCUCUGGAAUGCCCUGCGAGAGAGCCAUCUUGUGGGCGCAAAUAACGCGAGCAACGAGCCCUCGCAAGAGUCGGAAAAGGCUACCUCCAGUAUGUCGAAGAUCACACUGGAUGGACCCAUGGACGAAGAGGGAUCGAACUACUCGCUCGGACAGAGACAGCUUCUAGCCUUUGCUAGGGCUAUGGUUCGGGACAGCCGGAUCAUUGUGAUUGAUGAAGGAACCAGCUCGAUUGAUGCCGAGACCGAUACGAAGAUCCAGGAGACGAUUGUCAAUAACUUCCGCGGAAAGACCCUGCUGAGUAUUGCGCAUCGUCUACGAACGAUCAUUGGAUAUGACCGUAUUUGUGUCAUGGACCAGGGCCAGAUUGCAGAGCUGGGUCCGCCGAUGCAGCUAUGGAAGCAGAUGGGAAUCUUUCGUAGUAUGUGUGAUCGGAGUGGGAUCCGGAGGGAGGAUAUUGAGGCUGGGAGAUAG
Molecule: messenger RNA, 3858 nt
Organism: Aspergillus terreus NIH2624
Lineage: Eukaryota; Fungi; Ascomycota; Eurotiomycetes; Eurotiales; Aspergillaceae
Exons: 5
Coding region: 1-3858 (1285 amino acids)
Biological process (GO): transmembrane transport
Cellular component (GO): membrane
Molecular function (GO): ATP binding; ATP hydrolysis activity; ABC-type transporter activity
Source: RefSeq, a predicted model, not a curated record